Messenger RNA from Dermacentor silvarum, 3927 nucleotides. Its product is annotated as polycystin-2-like. The coding region runs from base 84 to 2492 and encodes 802 amino acids. The transcript is spliced from 16 exons. Lineage: Eukaryota; Metazoa; Arthropoda; Arachnida; Ixodida; Ixodidae. Gene Ontology annotation, cellular component: membrane. Gene Ontology annotation, molecular function: calcium channel activity; calcium ion binding. Gene Ontology annotation, biological process: detection of mechanical stimulus. The record is from RefSeq and is a predicted model, not a curated record.
GAGAGUUGGGUUUCGUCUACACCCGAAACGCGAGUCAGUGUCGAUCGCUGAGUAUUUUCUCGUCGCAGGAGUUAACACAGGGUAUGAGCAACCCGGCAAGUAAUCUUACCGACUCAUCUCGGCCGAACAGUGGACGGAGGCCGCGCAGCUCCGUCCGACCCACCAGCGCCGGUCGUCCGGCCUGGAACACGGCGCAGCUCACGCGGGAAGAGUCGCGAGACUUGGAAGCUUUCGGCGCGAACGACCAGUUCGAAAUCGUCGACGACAGCGAAGUCGUUACCGUUCCCGAGCAGAAAGGAUGCUUCGCAAGCUGCUUAAGAGGCCUUCGAGGACUCUGGUCCACCCGUCAACUUGGUGGGGCCAAAGCAGAUCGAGAAUGGUACAUUCGAACGACCCUGCGAGAACUGUUGAUUUACGUUGUCUUCCUCGUAGUGCUCUGCAUAUUGACCUUUGGCAUGAUGAGCCCUACUAUGUACUACCAAACGAAGGUUAUGAGCGACCUCUUCUUGGACUCUACCUACAAAGACAACACCAGCAACCUCAGGGGCUCGACUAGUCUUGAUAAUUUCUGGUCGUUUGUGGAGGAUGUGAUGCUGGGUGCUCUGUACUGGGAGAACUGGUAUAACAACCAGAGCACACUAGCCGAUGACCGCAACAUCCUAUAUGAGAAUCGGCUUCUGGGGAGCCCCCGUAUUCGUCAAUUGCGUGUGCGCAAUGACUCAUGCAAUGUCCACUCGGACUUCAAGAAGGCCAUCACCCAGUGCUUUGACAACUAUUCCCCGCACUUUGAAGACAAAGGGUCCUUUGGGCUUAUGAACGGCACUGCCUGGACAUACCAUACUGAAAAGGAGCUGAAAGGGGCAGACCACUGGGGCCUGCUAUCAUCUUACAGCGGGGCUGGCUACUAUGCUGACCUGGGCAUCACAAAAGAGGCAGCAACACAGGUCAUGGCUGACCUCAAGGAAAACCUCUGGAUUGGACGUGCCACACGGGCUGUCUUUUUGGACUUCACUGUCUACAACGCAAAUGUCAACCUCUUCUGUGUGAUCAAGCUGGUGUUUGAAUUUCCCGCCACGGGAGGCAUGAUUCCAUCGUGGAGCUUUCGCACGGUCAAGCUCCUACGUUAUGUGUCAGUUAGUGACUACUUCAUCAUGGCUUGCGAGUUCUUCUUCACGCUGUUCAUUCUCUACUACAUCGUCGAAGAAGUCCUUGAGAUCAAGAGCAACAGGACUAGUUACUUCAAGUCUAUAUGGAACAUCCUUGAUAUCCUUGUCAUUCUGAUCUCUCUGGUGUGCAUCGGAUUCAGCAUCUAUCGUACUGUUAUGGUGAAUAAGCUUCUGGCUGGCCUGCUGGACAAGCCAGAUGAGUUCGCUGAUUUUGGUCGUCUGGGUUUCUACCAGACACAGUUCAACAAUGCUGUAGCAUUGGCAGUUUUCUUUGCUUGGAUUAAGGUCUUCAAGUACAUCAGCUUUAACAAGACCAUGACGCAGCUUUCAUCCACCCUUUCUCGGUGUUCCAAGGAUGUGGCUGGCUUCAGCAUCAUGUUCUUCAUUGUGUUCUUUGCAUUUGCCCAACUGGGCUACCUUCUGUUUGGAACUCAAAUCCAAGGUUUCAGCUCCUUUGUAAAUGCUGUGUUCACUCUACUGCGCCUGAUCCUCGGUGACUUCGAUUUUGAGGAAAUGGAAGCUGCCAACAGAGUAUUGGGCCCCAUUUAUUUCCUCAGCUACGUCUUCUUUGUCUUCUUCGUGCUCUUGAACAUGUUCUUGGCUAUCAUUAACGACACCUAUGCUGAGGUAAAAUCGGAGAUCUCGCAACAGAAGAACGAGUUUGAGAUUGUUGACUACUUUAAGAAGGGUUACAACAACAUUCUUGGCAAGUUGGGCAAGCGGGAUCAAAUUGUGGACAUUCAGAAUGCACUCAAGAUGGCAGACACCAACCAUGACAACAAACUGACCUUUGAUGAAGUCCGCAAGACACUCAAAGCACAAAACUUCAGUGAUAUGGAAAUCGAGAUGUUGUUCUCCAAAUACGAUGUGGACGGCAACCGUGAGCUGAAUGAGCAAGAAACAAAGGAGAUGAUGGCGCACCUUGAGGGACAGAAGGUUCUGCUUGAUGAAGAGAUCCAGCGUGAAAAGACCUCUGGCAAUGACAAUGCUGGUGGUGGAGGUGGCAGCGGCGGCGGUGGUGAUGGGGGCGUCUCUUCUGACGAGUUCAACAUUCUGACCCGGCGUGUGGAUCGCAUGGAGCAUUCUAUUGGUAGCAUCGUGUCCAAGAUUGACGCGGUACUGGUCAAAAUGGAAGCCAUGGAGAAAGCCAAAGCCAAUCGGCGAGACACUAUGAGCAAGAUCCUUGACACCAUCUCAGAGAAUGAGGGUUUGGACGAGAAGGGCAAGCGUCAGCAGAUGGAGAAACUGGUUCGCGAGGAGCUUCAGCAUUGGGAUUCUGAUGCCUCACUGCACACUCCACGGAGGGAGAGGAGCAACACACCUUGAGUCUGGACUGCUUACUUCAAGCUGAGCGGCUGUGGAGAGAGAGAGAAAGACAUCUGCUUUGUGCAGAGCGAACAGCAGAUAUUCGCAUGAAGCAUUAAUCUCUCGUGAGCUUUGUUGUGGCAAGCUCUGUUUAGUGUGCUACGUAACUACACUGUUGCUCACAAGCAUAAAUGCUUGCUUUGCCAGCUUGCAAAUUACUAUGUGAGAAAAGUUAACUGAAAGUUUACUUUUGGAAGAAUCUGUACUACCAGUUUAUAUGUGCUAUUGGCAGCUGCUCUAUUACAUGGUUCAUCUGUUUCAGCAUAGCUGACAGACCUCAGGUGUUCUGCCAUGGCAUUAUUGUUAUUGUCCCAGAAGGGUGCUGUUAGUACCAUCAGUAUCAUAUUUCUCCUGAAAGAGUUGUGGUGACUUAGAGUCGCAUCUGUACCCAUUCAAAAUGGGCUCUUGCUGCCCUUAUUGUUGGCACUUUGACAGAGUUUACUGGUUUGAUGCGCCAUGCAAUUAGGCUGUGGUCUGCCUCAAACUUCUGAACUGUCGUUUUGCUUUAUUGAGAGAUCACAUGGAUUUGCACUACUGAGCUGUACUGUUUGUUUGGAUUUAACUAGUGUAGCUUGAGCCUGUGCAGGCUGCAUUGCCGAGUGGUUGUAGUGCAAAUCAGUGUCAACUUUAGUGUGUUCAUUGUGUGAUUCUCGCUUAGCUGAUUGCAAAAAAUGGCACAUACGUAUAUCACACAGCAACAUAAGUGAACUUUCGGAUUAAAAAAAAACGUUUUCCUCUUCUAAAGGACCUGCAAGUACAGUAAACAUUAGUGAAAAAGCAUGUGCUAAGCACCAUCGACAGCAUUUUAGCAAUCAUAUGCAUUCCUGUUUAGAUGAGACAGCUAUGCAGUCACAAUUACACACUGUUUUGGUAGCUUGAGUAGUUGGCAGUUACCUGCUUUGAUGUGUGCUGGUUUUACUAUAGAGGGACAAAAUGUACAAUACUCUUUCUGGCUUUGCAUGUAAUAUUCCCUUUUUCCCUCACAUUUGCUGUCAUUCACAAUGCUAGCAAGUUACAGCUGAGAACUGUAGUUGAAGGAAGUCUGGUAUUGAACACCUUUUGGCUGUAUAACUUUGUUCGAAGCUGUGCAUUUUUUGCUUGUGUUAAUCCCUGCUGACUGUUGCUGCUAUUGUCACAGAAGCAAAAAGCAGCCAUGCCUUAUUCGUCCGGUAUCGGACUCAAAACUGCUGACCUUGAAGGUUCUGCAGGCACAACCACUUGACCCAAUAAUCACUACACCAUCCUAUUUAUUGACUUACUCUUUUAUUUAUCUACCGUAAAAACUGGACUGUAGGUCGAACUGGAAUAUAGGUCGACCCCCCAACUAACCAAUUCUAAAAAUGAAAAAAAAAUCUUUUCAAUGGCAAAAGUACCGAAAGACACCCUUACCUUUAAA